AUGUACUUUCCUAUCAACGACAACAGAGACAUCCACCUUAACAUCCACAGAGAUGGCGACAACACAGGCAUCCACCUCACCAUCCACAUCGUCAACAACAACAACAGAGACAGCCACCUUAACAUCCACAGAGAUGGCGACAUCACAGGCAUCCACCUCACCAUCCACAUCGUCAACAACAACAACAGAGACAUCCACCGUAACAUCCACAGACAUGGCGACAACACAGGCAUCCACCUCACCAUCCACAGCGUCAACGACAACAGAGGCAUCCACCUUAACAUACACAGAGAUGGCGACAACACAAGAAUCCACCUCACCAUCCACAGGGUCAACGACAACAGAGACAUCCACCUUAACAUCCACAGAGAUGGCGACAACACAGGCAUCCACCUUACAAUCCACAGCGUCAACGACAACAGAGACAUCCACCUUAACAUCCACGGAGAUGGCGACAACACAGGCAUCCACCUCGCCAUCCACAGCGUCAACGACAACAGAGACAUCCACCUUAACAUCCACAGAGAUGGCGACAACACAGGCAUCCACCUCGCCACCCACAGCGUCAACGACAACAGAGACAUCCACCUUAACAUCCACAGAGAUGGCGACAACACAGGCAUCCACCUCGCCAUCUACAGCUUCAACAACACAGACAUCCACCUUAACAUCCACAGAGAUGGCGACAACACAGGCAUCCACCUCGCCACCCACAGCGUCAACGACAACAGAGACAUCCACCUUAACAUCCACAGAGAUGGCGACAACACAGGCAUCCACCUCGCCACCCACAGCGUCAACGACAACAGAGACAUCCACCUUAACAUCCACAGAGAUGGCGACAACACAGGAAUCCACCUCACCAUCCACAAUGGCGACAACACAGGCAUCCACCUCGCCAUCCACAGCUUCAACAACAGAGACAUCCACCUUAACAUCCACAGAGAUGGCGACAACACAGGCAUCCAUCUCACCAUCCACAGCGUCAACGACAACAGAGACACCCACCUUAACAUCCACAGAGAUGGCGACAACACAGGCAUCCACCUCACCAUCCACAGCGUCAACGACAACAGAGACAUCCACCUUAACAUCCACAGAGAUGGCGACAACACAGGCAUCCACCUCGCCAUCCACAGCGUCAACGACAACAGAGACAUCCACCUUAACAUCCACAGAGAUGGCGACAACACAGGCAUCCACCUCGCCAUCCACAGCUUCAACAACAGAGACAUCCAUCUUAACAUACACAGAGAUGGCGACAACACAGGCAUCCACCUCGCCAUACAGCAUCCACAGAGAUCCACAGAGAUGGCGACAACACAGGCAUCCACCUCACCAUCCACAGUAGAUGGCGACAACACAGGCAUCCACCUCGCCAUCCACAGCGUCAACGACAACAGAGACAUCCACCUUAACAUUCACAGAGAUGGCGACAACACAGGCAUCCACCUCACCAUCCACAGCGUCAACGACAACAGAGACAUCCACCUUAACAUCCACAGAGAUGGCGACAACACAGGCAUCCACCUCACCAUCCACAGCGUCAACGACAACAGAGACAUCCACCUUAACAUCCACAGAGAUGGCGACAACACAGGCAUCCACCUCGCCAUCCACAGCGUCAACGACAACAGAGACAUCCACCUUAACAUCCACAGAGAUGGCGACAACACAGGCAUCCACCUCGCCAUCCACAGCUUCAACAACAGAGACAUCCACCUUAACAUCCACAGAGAUGGCGACAACACAGGCAUCCAUCUCACCAUCCACAGCGUCAACGACAACAGAGACACCCACCUUAACAUCCACAGAGAUGGCGACAACACAGGCAUCCACCUCACCAUCCACAGCGUCAACGACAACAGAGACAUCCACCUUAACAUCCACAGAGAUGGCGACAAGACAGGAACCCACCUCACCAUCCACAGCAUCAACGACAACAGAGACAUCUACCUUAACAUCCACGGAGAUGGCGACAACACAGGCACCCACCUCACCAUCCACAGCGUCAACGACAACAGAGACAACAGAGACAUGGCGACAACACCACCAUCCACAGCGUCAACGACAACAGAGACAUCCAACUUAACAUCCACAGAUAUGGCGACAACACAGGCAUCCACCUCACCAUCCACAGCGUCAACGACAACAGAGGCACCCAACUUAACCUCCACAGCGACGACAACACAAACAUCGACCUUACCAUCCACUGCGACGACAACGCAAACAUCCACUUCACCAUCCACUACUACUGAGUCGUGCCUGGUAUCUACCAGUGUACCAGGUGACGGGGUCGAUAAUGAUUGUGAUGGACGGACGGACGAAGAGACAUGCUGCCGCAACAGAGAACCUGCUGAUGACGAUGAUGAUGGACGAGUUAAUGAAGACUGCAUCUCUAUUAAUGGGACUUCUGAGACGCCGUGUUGUAAUUCCAGUAGAAAGGACUUACACAUUUGUAAAGUUGUCGGAAUAUUCAUACUGUUUGAAAAAGUUAAAAGAGGCAUCCGGCAAACGUCUUCGUCAGUAAUUAAGCUCUGGGAGGAAACUCGCAUAGAUUGUUCACAAGUUUGUGUCAAGGAACUCGCGUGCUGGGGAAUGAACUUUGACUCCACUCAGUCUCAUGCCGGACAUGACGUCAAUAACUGUGAGAUUCUUGUCGGACCGAAUGGAACAAAACAAAGAGAAAGCACGUGGGAAUAUCAUGAAGUCUUGAAACGAACAUUCAGAUAUUCUUAG
Gigantopelta aegis is the source of this 2739-nucleotide messenger RNA. RefSeq names its product GATA zinc finger domain-containing protein 14-like. NCBI's taxonomy places the organism in Eukaryota, Metazoa, Mollusca, Gastropoda, Neomphalida, Peltospiridae. The transcript has 7 exons. The record is from RefSeq and is a predicted model, not a curated record. The coding region runs from base 1 to 2739 and encodes 912 amino acids.